Alligator mississippiensis (American alligator) is the source of this 7300-nucleotide messenger RNA. RefSeq names its product neogenin 1 (gene NEO1). Gene Ontology annotation, biological process: cell-cell adhesion. NCBI's taxonomy places the organism in Eukaryota, Metazoa, Chordata, Crocodylia, Alligatoridae. Gene Ontology annotation, cellular component: membrane. The transcript is spliced from 28 exons. The record is from RefSeq and is a predicted model, not a curated record. Gene Ontology annotation, molecular function: protein binding. Bases 132 to 4493 code for a protein of 1453 amino acids.
GGAGCGGCGCGGAGCGGAGCGGGCGCGCGGCGCUGGUGCCGGCCCGGCCGCCAUGGAGUGACCCGGCAGCCCGCAGCGCCCGGGAGGGGCCGUCGCCGCCGGUGCGUGCGGCCGGCUCGGGGCGCGGAGCCAUGGCGGCGGCGCGGGGAGCCCGGCGGCUGCUCGGCACCCUCUGCCUCGCCCUGCUGCUCGCCCGGCCCCGCGCGGCCCGCAGCCCCGCAGCAUCCAGUGUGAGAACCUUCAUGCCCUUCUAUUUUGUGGUGGAGCCCACAGACACGUUAUCUGUUCGGGGAGCUUCAGUCGUACUGAACUGUUCAGCUUUUUGUGAGACUUCUCCAAAAAUUGAGUGGAAAAAAGAUGGAACUUUUCUAAACUUGGUGUCAGAUGAUCGUCGCCAGCUGCUACCUGAUGGAUCUUUAUUAAUAAACAGUGUAGUGCAUUCCAAACACAAUAAGCCUGAUGAAGGAUACUAUCAGUGUGUGGCGACUGUGGAAAGCCUUGGGACCAUUGUAAGCAGAACAGCCAAGCUCACAAUAGCAGGACUUCCCAGGUUCAUCAGUCAGCCAGAAUCGACAUCUGUCUAUAGAGGAAACAGUGCAAUUCUUAACUGUGAAGUUAAUGCUGAUCUAGUACCAUUUGUGAGGUGGGAGCAGGCCCGUCAGCCACUUUUUCUGGAUGACCGCGUAUUUAAACUACCGAGUGGAUCUCUAAUAAUUAGCAAUGCAACGGAUGGGGAUGAAGGACUGUAUCGUUGCAUCAUUGAAAGUGGUGGGUCCCCCAAAUACAGCGAUGAGGCAGAGCUUAAAAUUCUUCCAGAUCCAGAGUUUCCCUCAGACUUGGUGUUUCUGAGGCAACCCUCUUCGCUUAUCAGAGUUACUGGGCAGAGUGCAGUUUUGCCAUGUGCUGCUGCAGGAUUUCCAACUCCAGUUAUCAGGUGGACAAGAAAUGAAGAAGAGCUUAUCACAGAAGGCUCUGAAAGGUUUCUUUUGCUGGCGGGAGGUAGCCUAGAGAUCAGUGAUAUCACGGAAGAUGAUGCUGGAACAUACGCCUGCAUCGUGGACAAUGGGAAUGAGACAGCUGAAGCUCAAGCAGAUAUUACAGUUUUAGCUCCACCUGAAUUUCUGAAGCAGCCUGCUAAUAUUUACGCUCAUGAAUCCAUGGAUAUUGUGUUUGAAUGUGAAGUGACUGGGAAACCAACUCCAACUGUGAAAUGGGUCAAGAAUGGCGACAUGGUGAUCCCUAGUGACUACUUCAAAAUUGUUAAGGAACACAACCUGCAGGUCUUGGGUCUGGUGAAAUCAGAUGAAGGAUUCUAUCAGUGCAUUGCAGAAAAUGAUGUUGGAAACGUGCAGGCUGGAGCCCAGCUAAUAAUACUUGAACACGAUGUUGCCAUCCCAACAUUACCUCCCACUUCACUGACCAGUGCCACUACUGACCAUCUAGCACCAGCUACAACUGGACCGUUGCCUUCGGCCCCUCGGGAUGUCGUGGCCACCCUCGUCUCUACUCGCUUCAUCAAACUGACAUGGCGGACACCAGCAUCAGAUCCUCAGGGAGACAACCUUACCUAUUCUGUAUUCUACACCAAGGAAGGUAUAAACAGGGAACGUGUUGAAAAUACAAGUCGCCCUGGGGAGAUGCAAGUGACAAUCCAAAACCUGAUGCCAGAAACAGUCUACAUUUUUAGAGUUGUGGCUCAAAAUAAACAUGGCCCUGGAGAGAGCUCAGUACCAUUGAAAGUGGCAACUCAGCCUGAAGUUCAACUUCCUGGUCCAGCACCCAACAUUCGAGCAUAUGCCAACUCACCCACUUCAAUCACUGUCACCUGGGAAACGCCAUUGUCUGGCAAUGGAGAAAUUCAGAACUACAAGCUUUAUUACAUGGAAAAGGGGACAGAUAAUGAGCAGGAUGUUGAUGUGGGAGGUCACUCCUACACCAUUAAUGGCUUGAAGAAAUACACGGAGUAUAGCUUCCGAGUGGUGGCCUACAAUAAACAUGGCCCUGGAGUGUCUACCCAAGAUGUUGUUGUGCGAACGCUGUCAGAUGUUCCCAGUGCUCCACCCCAGAAUCUGUCCCUGGAAGUUCGAAAUUCCAAGAGCAUCAUGGUACAUUGGCAGCCCCCUCCUCCUGGGACCCACAACGGUCAAAUCACUGGCUACAAAAUUCGCUACCGUAAAGUUUCUCGUAAGAGUGAUGUAACAGAGAGCAUUGGAGGGACACAGAUUUUUCAGCUAAUUGAAGGUCUUGAGCGAGGUACAGAAUACAGCUUCCGGGUGGCUGCCUUAACAAUCAAUGGUACAGGACCAGCUACUGACUGGGUAUCAGCGGAAACUUUUGAGAGUGACUUGGAUGAAACUCGCGUCCCUGAAGUACCCAGUUCGUUACAUGUCCGUCCACUGGUUACCAGUAUAGUAGUAAGCUGGACUCCUCCUGAAAAUCAGAAUAUUGUGGUGAGAGGAUACGCUAUAGGGUAUGGUGUUGGCAGUCCUCAUGCACAGACCAUCAAAGUGGACUACAAACAGAGAUAUUACACCAUUGAGAACUUAGAUCCAAGCUCCCACUAUGUCAUAACUCUGAAAGCUUUCAACAAUGUUGGCGAAGGCAUCCCACUCUAUGAGAGUGCAGUGACCAGGUCACAGACAGACACUUCUGAAGUUGAUGUAUUUGUUAUUAAUGCUCCAUACACUCCAGUGCCAGAUCCCUCCCCCAUGAUGCCGCCAGUGGGCGUUCAGGCUUCCAUUCUGAGUCAUGACACCAUAAGGAUCACUUGGGCAGACAACUCUCUGCCGAAGAAUCAGAAGAUCACAGAUGCUCGCUACUACACAGUGCGCUGGAAAACCAACAUUCCUGCAAACACCAAGUACAAGACUGCAAACACGACCACUUUGAGCUAUUUAGUGACUGGGUUAAAACCUAACACCUUGUAUGAAUUCUCUGUGAUGGUGACUAAAGGUCGAAGAUCAAGCACUUGGAGUAUGACAGCACAUGGAACCACCUUUGAAUUAGUUCCUACCUCUCCUCCAAAGGAUGUGACUGUAGUAAGCAAAGAAGGAAAACCUCGGACCAUAAUUGUGAACUGGCAGCCUCCAUCUGAAGCUAAUGGCAAAAUUACAGGAUACAUCAUUUACUACAGCACAGAUGUGAAUGCUGAGAUACAUGAUUGGGUCAUUGAACCUGUUGUAGGAAACAGAUUGACUCACCAGAUCCAAGAAUUAACCCUUGAUACACCAUAUUAUUUCAAAAUCCAGGCACGCAACUCCAAAGGCAUGGGACCUAUGUCAGAGGCAGUCCAGUUCAGAACACCCAAAGCUUCGGGAACUGGAGGUAAAGGAAGUCGGCCAGUGGAUCUAGGACCGGACUACAAACCACCAAUGAGUGGCAGUAACAGUCCUCACGGAAGCCCCACAUCGCCCUUGGAUAGCAACAUGCUUCUAGUGAUCAUAGUAUCUGUUGGAGUGAUCACCAUUGUGAUAGUGGUGAUUGUUGCCGUCUUCUGCACUCGUCGUACCACUUCUCACCAGAAAAAGAAACGAGCUGCCUGCAAAUCAGUGAAUGGGUCUCAUAAAUACAAAGGAAACUCCAAGGAUGUCAAACCCCCAGAUCUCUGGAUCCAUCAUGAGAGACUGGAGCUAAAACCUAUUGAUAAAUCUCCAGACCCCAACCCAAUCAUGACAGACACCCCAAUUCCUCGUAACUCUCAAGACAUCACACCAGUUGACAAUUCCAUGGAUAGCAAUAUCCAUCAAAGGCGGAACUCUUACCGGGGACAUGAGUCAGAGGACAGCAUGUCCACACUGGCAGGAAGAAGGGGGAUGAGGCCAAAAAUGAUGAUGCCGUUUGAUUCUCAGCCACCUCAGCCUGUGAUUAGUGCUCAUCCCAUCCAUUCACUUGAUAACCCUCACCAUCAUUUCCACUCCGGCAGCCUCGCUUCUCCAACUCGCAGCUAUCUUCAUCAUCAGGUCAACCCAUGGCCGAUUGGCACGUCCAUGUCCCAUUCAGACAGGGCCAAUUCUACAGAAUCUGUUCGAAACACACCUAGCACAGACACAAUGCCAGCUUCCUCAUCUCAGACCUGUGCUGACCAUCAAGAUCCAGACAGUGCCACAGGAUCAUAUCUGGCCAGUGCACAAGAGGAGGAUUCAAGUCAAAACCUCCCUACUGCCCAUGUCCGUCCCUCUCACCCUCUGAAGAGCUUUGCAGUGCCAGCAGUUCCACCCAGCAGUUCCACAUAUGACCCUGCCUUGCCAAGCACACCAUUACUGUCCCAGCAAGCUUCCAACCAUCCAGUUCACUCGGUGAAGACUGCAUCGAUUGGGACUUUAGGAAGAACUCGACCUCCAAUGCCAGUGAUAGUCCCCAGUGCCCCUGAUGUGCAGGAGACCACUCGAAUGCUUGAGGAUUCGGAAAGUAACUAUGAACCGGAUGAGCUGACCAAAGAGAUGGCCCACCUGGAAGGACUGAUGAAGGACCUUAAUGCCAUCACUACCGCAUGACCACCUUCACCAGGACAUGACUCCAAAUCCAGUUUUACAAGUUUUGGGACUCAGCCUUGGAACACAAGGAAUUGUACAGAGCAAGAGAAGGACAGAACAUGAGAACACACACACAGUACAAACAAACCAACCAGUGCAUUAAAUGCUAAUGCCAGUUAAAUAGAUGACCUUUCUCGUCCUUGUCCUAAAAUGAAGUCAUUGCCAAGUUGAAUUCCAUUUGCCUGCUGAGACCAUGCAGGAUGGGACAGAUCAAGCUGAAAUCUAUUAUCCAGACAAACGGAAAGAAAAUAAAAAAAAAAAUCAGACUUUGCAUUCUUUUUCUGGUCAGGUUUUGUCUCAGUGGUGUGAUUGCCCUGCCUUUUCAGUGUUGGACAUUUGCAUUUAUGUACAAUUUUAUUUGUGUGUUUUUAUUUUAUCUUUUUUUUAUAAAAAGAAAAAAAAGUGUACUCUGAAAAAAAAAAAAAAGAACUUUGUUGUUUUCCACAGCCUAGCCUGACGUUUGACUGCUUGUUCUAUUGUAUAUGGAAAUUCAUUGCCAGCGUGGGUUGUUCUGUUUUGUUCUUUUUUUUUUUUUAUCCUGCGUAUAAUUACAUCCCCUUCCAGCAGUUAAUCCAUAGCCUUUUGGGAUUCUGCAUUGCUAUUUGUAAGCUUUUUUAUUAUUUUUAUAUUAUAAUUAUUAAAAGCCUGACUCUCUCCUCUCAUCACUGUGAGAUUACCAGUCUGUUUGAAUUGAAAUGUAACAUUCAAAGACUUGUUUGUCGCUUUUUGUGCAGUUUCAAUAUUUGGGGGGGUGGGAGGGGAGAUGGGGAAGUAGCUGGGGAAGGGGGGUGGGGAGCCAGUGAGAAGUUCAUUAUUGUUGUUUUCCAGUCUUUAUUUGUUGACCUGAAGACUGACAAAAAUGACAGCAUCUUCUGUGAUGUCCUUCCGUGUAACUUAAACACAUACGGUGUCAUUUAGAACCAUUGGGGGCAGACUGUUGUUCCUCCUAUGAAGUUUUCUUUAUGUUUAAGGGCACUAGGUCUUAUUUUGGCAACAGUGCUUUCUUUGUUUUAUGACUAUAAUUUAAAGGCCAUAUAGAUCUUAAAAUUUUGAAGCGCAAUCUGAGCAUUAGUUCAGCUCUUCGAACUUACAGCAGUCAGCAGUGCACACUUUGCACAGCACUUUUCUCUGCUGCUAUGGUGCUUAAAUCUGGGGUUUAAUUUAUCUGGAUCUCCUAAAGCAGAGAAAGGUGGACCUGUUCUAAUCCAGCAGUACUUCUUGCCUUUGGAAACACUAAAACCCCACCUGUAGGACCUGUCAGUUGGGUCAAUGCAUGUGGUUUCACUGUCCCAGGCCAUUCAAACAAGGCUUUGAAAAGAAUCCUAAAUGUACAGCUGCAAUCGAGGCAAAAUGUAUUUUUUUACACUUUUAAAAACAUUUGAAAAAAGAAAUCAGUGUUAGUGACUCAGGUGCUGUUCACACAUCUGUCUAGGAGGGAGGGAAAUUAAAAGGGAGCUCCCAAAUGAGGAGAGCUGUUCUGGUUGGUUGUUUUCUCUUUGUAGGCCUGCUUGGUUCGGCCAUGCCCUGAAAUGAUGAUUGGCAUCAGUAGUGUAAAAUACUAGCUGCCCAAGGAGUUGAUAUGCAUGUGUUUGGUUUUAAGAAGAGAGGCAAACAAGAAUGAAUAUACCGAUGCUUUUUAUGUAUCAAAUCUAUUCUGCCUAAGCAGUUGUAUGGAUGAUCUUGAAGGCUUAAAUUAAUGAUGAAAGAGGUAAAGCUUAAAAGUUCUUCUGGCAUUCGGUCAGAAGACUGCCUGGCUCUCUGGGAGACAUGCCUCUUAGAACAUUUAACACAAAAUAAGUCAGAUUUAUUUAAUAAAGAAAGGGAUAAGACUGAGUUUAUUGAUCUUUUAUCCCUAAGCUGACCCCUGGGCCAGUUUUUGGUCCUUAAUGCUAAGGGAGAGAGGAACCAGUGAAUAACUCUGGAAAGUACAGCUAGUUGAGACUUGCUUGGAAUUUGACUUCCUUUCUUUUCCUGGACUCCUUGUGUGUUGCCAUGUCUAGCAGAUUUGCUGGUGUUAUUUAUUAUCUGGGCAGGAGGGCCGAGGGGGAGGGAUCAGUGAAAAGUGCAACAUUUGAACACCCUGGGCCACCUGAAAAAUAGUUGUUUAAACCUUUAAUCAAUACAAUUCAGGACAAAAUAAGCUACUGAAUUUACUUUUAAUUAACAGAUCACCCACACUCUCCUGGCAGUGGGUGUACGUGCAUUUUCCUUUGUUUCUUACCUAUACCCAAAGAAUGCCAUCAUGUACUCAGUAUUCUUAGCUGGUGGGUUUUUGUGAAUAUUACUACUUAUGUAUAACACCAUGAAUGUUAAUAUUGCCAUUGAAGUUGGGGAGCGGGGAAUAUUUUUAAUGAUAAAACAACUGUUCAAAGUUGGUUUUUUAAGGUUAAACUAAAAAAGAAAAAACAUUUAUUCAAGUCAGUGUACAAUCUGUAUUGCACUUUUUCACAUUUUAACGCUACGUUUUCUUACAUAUCCUGUGAUUUUAAAUUUGGAACAUUGUGUAUCUUGUAGUGUCCUAGUUAAGCUGUGAAGUGGCAGCUUCCUUCAGAGAGAUUUGGAGGAAAAAAAAAGAAGAAAAACCCUGUAUAUUGUUUUAUGAUUCUGAUGUAGGCGAAUUUUGAGGACUGCUGUAGACUUCUACCUUUCUGUACAAUUUUUUUUUGCUUUUCUGUAGUAUUUGCUGUAUACUCUAUGGCUUUUUUUAAUAACUUCAUGUUUAUUAUUUAGUAUUGGACGUCCAAUACACUUUUUUUAAUCCAAUCAAA